This is a messenger RNA of Fomitopsis serialis, 936 nucleotides long. RefSeq lists its product as uncharacterized. The record is from RefSeq and is a predicted model, not a curated record. The transcript is spliced from 14 exons. The coding region runs from base 1 to 936 and encodes 311 amino acids. Lineage: Eukaryota; Fungi; Basidiomycota; Agaricomycetes; Polyporales; Fomitopsidaceae.
AUGUCCACUCUUAACCCCCUGCUGACCUUUGCUUCUGGGUUCGCAUUCAACUGGGCAUUGCAGAGUGUGUUGACCGUCCAAGUCUACAUCUACUAUCUCUGCUUUCCGAAUGACUCGAAAUACCGGAAAUGUUUAGUGUAUGCCGUGUGCAUCUACGAAUGGGUGCAGACAGCGCUAGUAACUGCAGACAUAUAUCAACGCUUCAUAACGGAAGACACGAGUUAUAUGAUGUACUUCGCAUCCUACGGGAUCUCAUGGAUCACGCUGUUCAUGAUGCCUGCUCUCACCGCGGCCAUAGUACAGUUGUUCUACGCAUGGCGCAUCGCAGUAGUAUCGCAGCGCCGAGUCUAUUCAAUCGUUAUUCUUCUUGUCGUCAUGACUGCAUUUUGCUCCGGCAUCGUGAGCGCUGUGAGCAUGAAGAAUCUGGGUGUCGAUGACGAUGUUAGUGAAGUGACAUGGGAUGUCGCUACACAGGUCUGGCUGUGGUGCAGCGUUCUCGUAGAUUACAUGAUUGCCGGCUUCAUGAUUUACACUUUACGACGAUUCAAAACUAUGAGGACGGAUACCGACUUGCUUGUAAAUCGCGUCAUCAGGUUGGUCAUCGAGACUGGUUGUCUCACUGUUGCUGGCGCCAUCGCAACCCUCAUAUGUUGGAACGGAUUUCCGCGUACUAGCCUAGCGGCUUGUCCAUUGCUCGUGCUAUCCAAACUGUAUGCGAAUACAAUGAUGAUCAAUCUGAACAAUAGAGCCUUUAUACAAAGCGCACCCUCCGGCGUCAACAUGGGGCGCAGCCCGUUGGGCUUUCCGAUGUCAAGUCCACAGACUGGACGCAUCCCCUCGAGCGUUCUCAUAGUCGCAGACUCUGAGCGUUCCGUUGAGGUUGCCUUGCCUUCGACCGCAGAUGCAGAUCAGGGCCCUUUCGAGGUGACGAAGUGA